AGUAAUCAUGAAGAAUCAUUCUUUUUCCGUUUAUAAUGUGUGGUACACCUUCUAAUUAGCUAUUGCUAAACUGUAGUGAAGUACAGGGCGCCUCCUGCUAAAAAUUAUUUCAGUUGUUAACUAAUAUUGCUUCUAUGCCUAUGCUAUGGGACAUUUUAUAUUUAAAUCGUAUUUUUAAUACUUUAAUAAAAAAUGUGCUUUUAUGUGGUUUCCUUACAAAAAUUGUUAAACACAUUAGUUUUUAAAAUAUUUCAUUUUGCGGAUCCAAGACCACCAAGCUACCCACUGUGCACUCAGGUUUCGGUUUUGAAUUUCGAAGAUACGGUUUUUGCUUGUUGGAAACGCUAGUUUCGAAAAAUAUCCGCUUGCGCAUGCGCCACGAUUGAAAGAAUUUAUUGUUUACCACAAGCUAAAACGUCGGCCUUCGCCAUAGAAAUAUUGUUGAACUUGUUAAAGCGAGGCGUGGAGCGUUCUCAGUAUGGCUAGUGAGAAAAUUCGACAACGUGCCGAAACUGCUUUGGAAUACGCGAAAGAUUUUCUGCUAGACGACGAAUCUGAGGCUGAAGACGACACUGUUGAAGAUGACGAAGAAAUUGAGAGUGAAAAUGGAAACGAAGAGGAUGAUCACGAUGAAAACGACGGAAAGGAAAAUGACGAUGAAAAGGCCAAAGAAACAAAAUCCGAUAAGGACCCCAAAAGCAAGAAAUCAUCCAAAGGUAUAACCAAAAAGGUGCAGAAAUUGAUGGGCGUUGUAAUGGAUCCCUUUGGUUCAAAGAUUAACUGGAAUUUUGACUUCAAUCUAGGCGUUAAAGCGUCAAACCGGAAAGAAAAGCGAGAGGGAAAAAUGGACCCAAAUACCGGUACAGCCGGUUCGACAUCACGCAAAACAGCUGAUAAGGAGUGUGAUAACGAAUCUUUAUCGUCCGAUGCGAAGAGGAUUAAAAUUCUGGAAAAGGAUAACAAAUUGCUACAAAAGUAUGCCAGCAAAUUUCUUGACGGAUGUAUACGAUUGGAACAAAAAGUUUCGGAACUUUCCAAGCUGGAGGGACAACUGGCAGCAUCGCAGGCCGAUAAUGAUCGACUGAAAUCAGAAUUGGAUGAUUUACAAGAACUCAAACAAGGUUUGAUUCACAAUUUGGACACGCAAAACGAGAAGCAUCGAAAUGAAGUAAAACGGCUUGAUUUGGAGCUUAACACUGCUACAGAAUCGUUGGCAAAGAUGAAAUUAACAAACCAAAAACAAUUGGAAGAAUCGUGCCGAUUGAGGGCUGAUUUGGAAUCCCUUGCUAAGGAAAAAGAAGGACUGAUAAAAAAGUCAGAGCAGCGGGAAAUAUCGUAUUCUUCGGAAUUGGACAAACUCAUGGAAAGCUUGCAACAAACAAAGUUAGAAAACACCGAACUCACUGAACGCGUUCAUAAGCUUACCGAUAACUUACAAAUAACAGCAGAGCAGAUGAAGGAAUCGAAGACAAAGAAUAUGCAACUUGAGCAAAAACUAAGAGAAACACAGAGUGAAAAGCAUAAAAUUAACGCACAAUUAGAUGCUGGCAAUGCAAAAAUAACUGAACUGCGACGCGCAAUACAAAUCCUGGAAUCAAAUCCUUUCACAACGACUACGGCCCAACUGCAGAGCGAAGGAACAUUCACUUGUCCUUUGUGUGGAGCGUCGUUUGGUAGCUUGGCUAAUAUGCAACUCCAUGCAGAGGAUUGCAAUGGAUGAAUUAGAAAAAAAAGUGCGAUGCAAACUCUAUCUAGUUUUGUGUUAUUCUGAACAUUCAAUAUGUGUGUAAGUUUGUGUUGGAAAUGUGAAAAUAAAUCUUCUUUCUUUAUUCUAA
This is a messenger RNA of Anopheles funestus (African malaria mosquito), 1835 nucleotides long. Its product is annotated as protein Aatf-like. Lineage: Eukaryota; Metazoa; Arthropoda; Insecta; Diptera; Culicidae. Bases 479 to 1720 code for a protein of 413 amino acids. The record is from RefSeq and is a predicted model, not a curated record. The transcript is spliced from 11 exons.